Molecule: messenger RNA, 2099 nt
Organism: Hipposideros armiger (great roundleaf bat)
Lineage: Eukaryota; Metazoa; Chordata; Mammalia; Chiroptera; Hipposideridae
Gene: GAL3ST4
Product: galactose-3-O-sulfotransferase 4
Exons: 4
Coding region: 214-1674 (486 amino acids)
Biological process (GO): glycolipid biosynthetic process
Cellular component (GO): membrane
Molecular function (GO): galactosylceramide sulfotransferase activity
Source: RefSeq, a predicted model, not a curated record
CCAGACCCCGAUUUCCCCUGCUGCUUCUCAGGUGGCUCGACGCUGACAGAGACAAAAAUCUGCUAACUCAGGGGGCAGACUCAACCAGGGCUGCAAGCAGGCUUGGGGAAUGACCCCUGAUCUUGAACCUGCGCCUUCUGUGGCUGCACGGCUAUCUCAAGCUGUCUCUGCCUCUGUGCCUGGCCAUUGCCCUGUCACCUUUCCCUCUGCCACAUGGGCCCUCUGUCUCCUACCAGGACCAUGCGCCUCUGGGGGCCUCGGAGCCUGGGGGUGGCUCUGGGAGUCUUCAUGACCAUCGGAUUUGCCCUCCAGCUCUGGGGGGGGCCCUUCCAGAGGAGGCUACCUGGGCUGCAGCUCCGACAGCACUGGGUCCCAUCCCCAGGGCCAGCUGUUCCAUCCUGCCCUCCCCGGCAGCGACUGGUGUUCCUGAAGACGCACAAAUCUGGGAGCAGCUCUGUAUUAAGCCUGCUUCAUCGCUAUGGAGACCGACAUGGGCUGCGUUUUGCCCUCCCUGCCCGCUACCAGUUCGGCUACCCAAGGCUUUUCCAGGCCUCUCGGGUCAAAGGCUACCACCCUCAGGGUGGAAGCACCCAGCCCCACUUUGACAUCCUAUGUCAUCACAUGAGGUUCAACCUGAAAGAGGUUCUUCAGGUCAUGCCUUCUGACAGCUUCUUCUUUUCCAUUGUCCGAGACCCAGCAGCUCUGGCCCGCUCUGCCUUCUCCUACUAUAAAUCCACCUCAUCAGCCUUCCGCAAAGCACCUUCCUUGGCUGCUUUCCUGGCCAAUCCUCGAGCCUUCUACCGGCCUGGGGCCCGUGGGGACCACUACGCACGCAACUUGCUAUGGUUUGACUUUGGCCUCCCUUUCCCCCCAGAGAUGAGGACCAAGAGAGGAAAUCCUCAUCCCGCCAGAGACGCUAAUCCCCCACAACUGCAUGUCCUGCCUUCUGGUGCUGGCCCUCGAGUCCAUACCCUGGAUCCCAAUGCUCUCUUCCAUCCUGCUCCCACUGCUGCUGAUGGUCACAGCCAAACAGCCAGCCCUACCACUUUAGAUUUGGGGUCUUCAUCCUUCAUCCAAUGGAGUCUGGCCUGGCUGGACUCUGUCUUUGACCUGGUCUUGGUGGCCGAGUACUUUGACGAGUCAUUGGUUCUGUUGGCAGAUGCCCUGUGCUGGGGUCUAGAUGAUGUGGUGGGCUUCAUGCACAAUGCCCAGGCUGGAAGUGAGCAGGGCAGAAGCGCUGUCAGCGAUGGUGGACUGAUGACUGAGAAUAGGCAGCUGACUGCACGGGCCCGAGCCUGGAACAACCUGGACUGGGCUCUUUAUGUUCACUUCAACCACAGUCUGUGGGCACGAAUAAAGCAAUAUGGCCAGAACCGGCUGGAGAGUGCAGUGGCAGAGCUCCGGGCUCGCCGAGAGGCCCUGGCUAAACAUUGUCUGGUGGGGGGUGAGGCUUUAGACCCCAAAUACAUCACUGACCUGCGGUUCCGCCCUUUCCAGUUUGGGUCAGGUAAGGUUUUGGGCUAUGUACUUCAGAGUGGACUGAGCCUCCAAGACAGGGAGGAGUGUGAGCGCCUGGCCACCCCUGAGCUACAGUACAAAGACAAGCUAGAUGCCAAGCAGUUCCCCCCAACAGUCACUCUGCCCCUCAAGACUUCAAGGCUACUCUCCCCCUAAACAUUAGACCACUAAGUCUUAGCUUGAAAACGCAGCUAAGCUACAAGGACACAAGUGAUGAAUGUGGGGCAGCCAGAUGACAUUUCUGCUUCCUUCAGAAAGCAAGUCUGCUCCCUAGAGGACAAAUGGAACUUUGCACGGAUGUGGGCCCAAAGUCCUCCAAGCCUGUGCCAAGGAAUCCAGUCAUUCAGCAGCUAGCAGCAACCCCAACCAGCAUUUUGCCCCUUCACCUUUCCAGUACCCUGGCAGGUCCGUGUAACACUCUCCAAGGCUCCCUGGAGGAGCAAACCAUGGUGUAUGCCAGAGCAAGUUUGGGAUUCAGUGGAUUGGAAUAAUGCGUCCAUUUCUCUAUGAAAUAUUUGUUACUGAGCUAUGCUCAUUUCACUAUGAAAUAUUUGUUGAAUGAAUAAAUAAUUUCAAACUUG